GAGAACGACGCGGCAUCCCAGUCAGCCGAAUCACCGGCGUCAUCCCAUCACCUUAUCACAUGGGCGGUAUCUACGGAAAAGGGAUAUCGGAACACGUUCGGGGGCAACCGCCUGUCCAUUCAUCCCGAAAUGGAAGAUGUACAUUGGCCUGUACACGGGACGACCCCACCAGCAAAGCAGUCGCCUCCUUCGACGCCGAAUGGGGACCGUUCUUCGUCCAGACGCGCGGGAGAGAUCUUGGCCGAUGGAAGUCAAUUGUUUGUCCUCGCCGAUGGACAUGGAGGCGUCGAGGCUCCUCGAUUCUUUGUCGCAGGGGCUGUAGAAAGUGUGGGUGCUAUAUGGAACGAGCGGUCAUGGGACUUAGAGGACAUGGACCAGCGGGGCGAGUUUCGUGCCCAGGUACACCAGGCGUUCAAGGUGCUUGACGCGACAUACGCGUCGCAGAAAGUGGAGGAAUACCGUCGCUGGAUGGAUGCGCGAAAGGAUACGAACGGUGGGGAUGACGCAGACUUGCCUUCCAAGGCUGGUAAGCCCGUCGAUGAUGGCUGCACGCUGGUCGUCAACAUCAUCACGAAGGGAUGGGUUAUCAACAUCAACGUCGGCGACUCGCGAACGGUUGUUGGAAUGAAAGCGGAUGCCGAUCACGGAAGCACAUGGGAUCCCGUGUUUGAAUCUUCUGAUCAUAACAUGACGCACCCGGCGAAGAUUCAUCACAUUCAAAGAACCGGCGGACAAUUCAUCUAUCCGUACGGCACCCUACGCACAAUUGAACUCUGCGCUGCCGAUGGGAAGCCCAUCACUGCGGAAACGAAGAUACCCACUACACCGUACACACAAUUAGAAGGCAUGCGUAUCUACAGGCCGCCAAGCGCUCAGAUCCGGGCCGUCGGGGUGUCGCAUCGCCGGACUCUGAACCUCAGCGCGACGAUGGGAGACUUGCUGUUCAAGGUUGAACCGGCAGUCCUAUCGUGUGUUCCUGACGUGGAGUUUGUGAAGCUGCGUAGCGAUCGCCCUUACAUUCUCGUUGCUGCCACGGACGGCGUGUGGGAUCACAUGCGGGUUCAG
Messenger RNA from Fimicolochytrium jonesii, 1065 nucleotides. RefSeq names its product phosphatase 2C-like domain-containing protein. Gene Ontology annotation, biological process: protein dephosphorylation. Gene Ontology annotation, molecular function: protein serine/threonine phosphatase activity. The transcript has a single exon. NCBI's taxonomy places the organism in Eukaryota, Fungi, Chytridiomycota, Chytridiomycetes, Spizellomycetales, Powellomycetaceae. The record is from RefSeq and is a predicted model, not a curated record. The annotation marks the transcript as partial.